UUCAGUAGUCCUCCGCCCAUCAACCGAUAGAGAAGACGCUACUCAACCGAAGCUCGUCCAUCUACACAUAUGGCAAAAACCGCUCUCUUUCUUUCUUAUAUCGUUGUGCCCACUACUGUUUAAAAAUUCCGCCGAAAAAGAAAAGACGAGUUUCCAAAACAUUCUGGCCGUUAUCUCACGGCUCCCCUGUCUCUGCACAGGUGUAUGAGCGCUACCCAGGGGGCCUAGGGGCGGCUCUUUACCGGGAGCACUUUGACUUCAACGCUGAGCCACCUUGGGAUCCUAGCUGAUAGCGGGACAGGUCCGUCUCCUGACUUGUCCAUUUUGUUGCAUACCGGCAGGACCCCAUUGGCUCAGUCGUGACCCCUUGAUUUGCUUAUCUGUUCUUUAUGAUUGUCGGCUUAGCGUAAUACGGUUGAGAUGAAAGGACUCGCUGACAAACCCAGCUACAUCAUUGAACUCCUGGAGGGAGGAGUGACCCUUGAAGAUGUUAUUGACGGACGAAUCUGCGAGCAGGCUCAGGUGGAGAAGAGUGCGUUUGUGGUGGGUGACCUCGGUGCCCUGAUGAGGCAGCAUGCAUGCUGGCAGAGCGUAGUGCCACAGCUCCAGCCUUACUAUCCAGUCAAGUGCAACAGCAGCCCCGUCGUCAUUGAGGUGCUGGCAUCUUUGGGCCUGGGCUUUAUCUGUGCUAACAAGACUGAAGUGAGCCUGGUGCUGGAGCACGGCGUGCCUCCAGACAACAUCAUUCUGUCAGGCGUUUGCAAGCAGCUGGCACACAUCAAGCAUGCUGCCAAGAACAACAUCCAGCAUCUUGUGUGCGAAAAUGAGGCAGAGUUGUCCAAGAUUUCCCGCCUACACCCCAGUGCAAAGUUGCUGCUGCAGUUGACCACCAAGGCCCACGCAGCUGAGACCAGCAUGUCCUUCGGCUUCUCUCUGAAGAGCUGCCGGCACCUGCUGGAAGCAGCCAAGGAGCUUGGAGUCCAGGUGGUUGGGGUGACCUUCCAUAUCCCCAGCUCCUGCCAAGACCUGCAACAGGCCUACACCCAUGCGCUGUCAGAUGCCCGCUGUGUGUUUGACAUGGGGGUGGAUCUGGGCUUCAACAUGAACAUCCUGGACAUUGGUGGUGGAUUUACUGGCUCAGAGUUUCAGCUCAAACUGGUUGAGUCUGCAGUCAGGCCGCUGCUGGAUGCUUACUUCCCCCCACUGUCCGGUGUGCAAGUGUUGGCCCAGCCAGGCAGCUUCUACGUGGCCUCGGCUUUCAGCCUGGCUGUCAACGUUAUCGGCAAAAAGGUGGUUGCCCGCCACUGGGACAGCCUCGCUCAAGGUGUGAACAAUGAAGAUACUGAGUUCCUGUACUACAUGAAUGAGGGUGUUUAUGGCCCAUUCAGCUGCAAGCUACUGGGAAACUCCAUCGCUGCCCCGUCAGUGCACAAGCAUGUGCGGUGUGCUGAUGAGGGAGUGUAUCCCAGCAGCCUGUGGGGCCCGUCACUGGACCAGCUGGACCAGGUGGUGGAGCGCUGCCUGCUGCCUGAGCUCAGUGUGGGAGACUGGCUUUGCUUCUCCAACAUGGGAGUGUGUGGCCUGGAGGAGUUCACCUGCCUCUCCGGCCCCCCCCAGCUGCCCGUCUACUACACUGUCUCCACCUGUGACUGGUACGAAAUGCAGGAGGCUGGUGUGGCACUGGACAGUGCCAUGAAGAAUUUCUCCAUGGUCCAGUACAGUGCGUAACUACCCUCUGCCCCUGUCCCGUAUUAUAUUGCACAGAUUCUCCUUAGCUUCUGCUUUCACAAUGUGAGAAGAGGGGUGAACGAGGUAUUUGGGACAAUGGGCUGAAUGUGGUCAACAUUCCAGCCACCUUAGCAGUAGUCUAUUGUUUCUUCCAGGAAAUUGACUUUAUUUUUUAUUUUUUUACCUCAAAAUGGGAAACAAUUGGUUGUCUAAAUUGGUUUGGUAAAUUUGAUCUGGAAGAUAAUUUUCUCAUUCUCGCUCCUCCCUCUAAAAUCAGUCAGCUAAAAGAACUCCAGCUCAAAUGACAUUAUGCAACAAAAUGGACGACUCUUUGGAGAUGGGACCCCCCCAAACAUUUUUGGGGUGGUUUGUUUCCUAAAUCAGUUUACAAAAUGUACACUUGAUUUAAAUCAUGUUCUCUAUUGAUUACUGUUGACAGUCGUGUAAAACCCGUCUGUUCAACACCAAUACAUUUUGUCUGUAGAUGAUUUUUGAAGUGUUUAAAAGAAUCAAUGCCUAUUGUAGAUUCUGUACUUCAGACCCCUCACUUUGCAUAGUUUAAAUGAAAUUAUGACAAUGUAACCUAUUUCUUUAUCGCAGCUCACAUCAAUGCAUUUUUAUUUAUUGGAUUCAGAUAUUAUGGGGCAAAUUUAAAGCUCCAUCUUUAAGUGUGUUUUGCCCAGGUAUUAUGCUGUGGCCCAUCUAACAGUGUUUAUAAAAUAUUGAUGUGUUUUUUAACGCUACAUGGAUUAAGUGUGCUGUGAUUUCCAUUUGUGACCUCAGUGGUUUCCCUUUACUCGAAAGGCAUGAAGGAAUUUCUGUGGGAGAUUCUCUCUACGCUGAGCUAUAGCUUGAAUACAGAGAACUGCAUACAUAGUACACUCCUUGCCACUAAUAGAGUGAGGUUAAUCUGGUUUAAAAUGCACAACUUUUUUGUAGGUUAAAUAAGUACUGUGACAUUUAGCGCGACCCUGAUUUUUCAGAUCUUCAUAUUAGUGUCUCUUUCCAAGGGAUUGGUCCUUGUUCACCCAGGAUCUGAAAAACCAGCAAAGGAGCCAUUUCUGAUGAGUGCUCAAACAUAACGAAUCUGUAGGUGGCAGAUGUGGACUUGCAUGUCUAUAGCUCUCACAUGAAAGACAUGCUAGUUGUACACAGACCUCUGAGGCAGUGCAAAUGGCAAAUAACAUGCCAGACUUUUCCUCAUGUCUCUAAAGUUAUGAGGGGCAUAAUGCACUCUCUUGUACAGCUAUGUCUGAUAAUAUUAAAGGUGACCUGACUUAACUGCAGUUUUUAAAGAAUCCAGCCCUUGUGUGUUAAAAUGACUAAUGUAUUAAUUACUUACUUGUCUAAGGCACUAAUGGACCAUAGCCUGUUUUUGACUGUAAAUUGUGCUUGUUAAAGUAAUGAAAGUGAUUAAUUUAAUACAUUUCUGACUGAAAUCA
Molecule: messenger RNA, 3170 nt
Organism: Perca flavescens (yellow perch)
Lineage: Eukaryota; Metazoa; Chordata; Actinopteri; Perciformes; Percidae
Gene: azin1b
Product: antizyme inhibitor 1b
Exons: 11
Coding region: 421-1728 (435 amino acids)
Biological process (GO): positive regulation of polyamine transmembrane transport; negative regulation of protein catabolic process
Cellular component (GO): cytoplasm
Molecular function (GO): ornithine decarboxylase activator activity; ornithine decarboxylase activity
Source: RefSeq, a predicted model, not a curated record